Molecule: messenger RNA, 621 nt
Organism: Botrytis fragariae
Lineage: Eukaryota; Fungi; Ascomycota; Leotiomycetes; Helotiales; Sclerotiniaceae
Product: putative short-chain dehydrogenase reductase sdr protein
Exons: 1
Coding region: 1-621 (206 amino acids)
Molecular function (GO): oxidoreductase activity, acting on the CH-OH group of donors, NAD or NADP as acceptor
Source: RefSeq, a predicted model, not a curated record
AUGCCCCCCUCUUUCCAAAACAAAACUAUCCUCAUCACCGGCGCCGGAAGCGGCAUCGGUCGAGCCACAGCCAUUAAAUUAGCUUCUCUAGGAGCCUCUCUCUAUCUAUCCGACAUAAACCUCGACUCCGUCUCCAAAACCCGAGAACUAUGUCCGCAUGUAGAAUCAACCUCCAAACAGGAUUUCCACAUCCACACUCUAGAUGUCAGUGAUUCCCAAGCAUGCAAUACAUAUAUCCUCGAUCUCGUCUGCGAACACAAUACUAUCGAUCACGUGUUUAAUUGCGCGGGGAUUAAUCCGACCGCGAUACCCAUCGAGGAUAUCACGGAUGAGUAUUGGGAUCGUCUUAUGAAUGUUAAUCUGAAAGGUACAUUUAACAUUACCCGUGCUGCUGCGCCGCAUCUCACCUCGGGAUCUUCAUUCGUGAAUGUAUCGUCGGUUUGCGGUAUGGUUCCCGUAUCGCAGUUUUCGGUCUACUGCGCAACGAAGUACGCGGUGGUGGGAUUUUCGAAAUGUAUGGCGUUGGAGUUGGGGGCGAGGGGGAUUAGAACGAAUGUCGUGGCGCCGGGGUAUAUAGAUACCCCGACGAAUGUGUCGGUACUAGGGGAGAAGAGGAGGUGA